CUUCCUCUUCUGACAAGCCUAAAAAAUGACCGGUGCUUCCAGAACCUACUCCAAGACCUACAAGGUCCCCAAGAGAGCUUUCGAGUCAGCUCGUCUCGACCAGGAAUUGAAGCUGGUCGGUGAGUACGGUCUCAAGAACAAGAAGGAAGUCUGGCGUGUCGGACUCACCCUCUCCAAGAUCCGUCGUGCUGCUCGUGAGCUUUUGACCUUGGACGAGAAGGACCCCAAGCGUCUCUUCGAGGGUAACGCCUUGAUUCGCCGUCUCGUACGCAUCGGUGUACUCGAUGACUCCCGCAUGAAGCUCGAUUACGUUCUCGGUCUCAAGAUUGAGGACUUCAUGGAGCGUCGUCUCCAGACCCAGGUCUUCAAGCACGGUCUUGCCAAGUCCAUCCACCACGCUCGUGUCCUCAUCCGUCAGCGUCACAUCCGUGUCGGCAAGCAGAUCGUCAACGUUCCCUCCUUCAUCGUCCGCUUGGACUCCCAAAAGCACAUCGACUUUGCUUUGACCUCCCCCUAUGGUGGUGGCCGUGCCGGUCGUGUCAAGAGAAAGAGAGCCGCUGCUGCCGGUGGUGCCGAGGAAGAUGAUGAAGAGUAAAGAUUUUGAUCUUUAUCUCUAAUUCUAAACCCUCCCAUUGUUCCCGUCUUGAUGUUGUCAUGAACCUUUGCAAUAGCUUUUGUUUUUUUUUAUUACAUAAAAAAUAAAAUCGAAAAGAAAAUACGUACAUAUAAAAAAAGAAAGUCCCUUUUGAUGUUUUUUAUUGCAAAGCACCUGUGCUAUUACGUACAGUAUCAUGGCAUUCAUCAUGACCAAGUAAGUCACAAGGAUUUUUUUUUGCAAAAAAAAAGCGAGACUGAGGGAUAUGAUUGAGAAAUGAGCUGUUUUGUUAUUGAAUUUGUGAGAUAAGAUACAAGUAAUUUUGAGAAAAAAAUGUUUGAACUAUAGAAUAUUUGUGGCUUCAAUGAUAGUUUUUUUUCAUAAAGACAUCUUGAGCUGCUUUUAUUUUAUUUCUUAUAUAAUUUUAUUCUUGAUCUAUUACUGUGUUAAAAGAUGUGCUUAAUAUCUUUUUUUUUUCAAAACUCUUUCUUUAUUUUUCAUUUCUCCUCAGUCUUGUAUUGUCCGUGUGAAUUGGUCAUGAUGUUGCCUUGUGCUUUGAUGUGUUUGUGUUUAUGUUUACUGAUGAAAUUUUUUUUUACUUGGAGAAUCUUUUAUAUAUUUUUUAUUCUUUUUGUAGCACUAGCUUAGAAUACUUUUUAUUUGGUUUUUCCUUUGUGCGAGUGUGAUAGGUUAAGGUGUAGAUAUAGUGACAUGGAAUUGAAUGGUAGAAUUUUAUACAAAUCAAUAAAUAAAUAAACAAAAGAAAAAUUUUGACUCAAUAC
This is a messenger RNA of Phycomyces blakesleeanus NRRL 1555(-), 1377 nucleotides long. RefSeq lists its product as hypothetical. NCBI's taxonomy places the organism in Eukaryota, Fungi, Mucoromycota, Mucoromycetes, Mucorales, Phycomycetaceae. The transcript has 2 exons. Gene Ontology annotation, biological process: translation; positive regulation of translational fidelity. The coding region runs from base 26 to 595 and encodes 189 amino acids. Gene Ontology annotation, cellular component: cytosolic small ribosomal subunit. The record is from RefSeq and is a predicted model, not a curated record. Gene Ontology annotation, molecular function: rRNA binding; structural constituent of ribosome.